UACGCGGAGCAGGAGUUCAGCAAAACUGUUGGACACCACAGAAGCCACGCCCCGAGGUCUGUGCUGACCCGGAUUUCUGCUAGGUAGAAAACAACCCAACUUGCUGGUUCAUCCAUCUCCGUGAUAUCGGCAAACUAUUGACUAAAGGUGGAUUUUCCAGUCUGCGAGCGAGUUUUGGGACCUUGCGGCUGAAGUUGAGGAGGUGACAAAAUGGCUUCCAAAGCUGAGGAAACCAUUCCCAUGGAGCCAACAGCAGCCCCACAGCAACAUGUGGUUGUCGUGGAAACCGUUGACACAGAUGCCACACCCUGCUGCUGUUGCUGUGACGACGGCUGUGAGGAGGAGAACAAAGAGCGCGGGAACUGGUCCUGUAACUUCGAGUCCAUCCUGGCGAGCAUUGGCUACGCCAUCGGACCGGGGUACCUGUGGAUUAUGCCAUACCUUAUUUACCGGCAUGGAGGUCUCUUUCUCCUUGCAUACUUCUUCUCGCAAAUGUUCAUUGGUUUCCCCAUUGUCUACCUGGAGAUGGCGCUGGGACAGUACACGUCACAGGGACCUAUCCGUGCAUGGAGAGGGGUGCCCAUACUGCAGGGAAUUGGGGUAGGCAUGGUUGUGAUGUCGGCCAUCUUCUGUAUCUACCACAACGCCCUGCUGGCAGAGAUGCUGUACUACAUGUUCUAUGUUCCUGGGGACCUGAGCAGCACGGCAUCAUGUGACAACUACUGGAACACUGACCGCUGCAUGAGUGGAUGUCGUCAAGAGGUUGUGGAAUAUGAUUAUGAUGGUGGUUAUGAACCGUACAACUACACACGUCUGAUUUGCGGUGGUCUGGAGGCACCAGCAAUGGAGUACAGGCAAUUGUAUGUGCUCCAGCUGAGCACAGGCAUUGAUGACAUGGGAGCUGUGCGAGGCCCCCUAGCGGGAUGUCUCUUCCUUGCAUGGCUCAUGGUGGUGCUUGGUCUCAGCUUUGGAGUCAAGUCUCUGGGAAAGGUGGCCUACGUGACGACUCUUGUCCCCAUGUUGUUCACCUUCAUCCUGUUCCUCCGUGCCGUGACUCUGCCUGGAGCGGCUAAUGGGAUUGCUUACCUGCUGUGGCCUGGCAACCUGGCAUCGAGCGACUAUUACUUCACUAUGAUAACUGCCAUUGUUCACCGAUUGAGUGUGGGUCAUGGAGGUUACACAACGCUGGCGUCCCACAACCGUUUCCACAACAAUGUCCUCAGGGAUGCAGUUCUUGUCAUCCUCAUUGAUUUCCUGAUGGUGGUGGUUUGUGCAAUCAUGAUUUUUGGCUUCCUGGGUUUCCUUGCUCAUCAGAUGGGCACGGAUAUUUCUGAAGUGGCUGCUUCAGGGCCUCACCUCGUCUUUGUUGCCAUGGUAACGGUAUUUUCCCACCUCCCGGCGGGGUCGUCCUGGGCUGCUCUGUUCUUCCUGACUUUGGUCCUUCUGACAUACGGAUCUCAGCUUGUUCUGGUUGAGACUGUCAUCACUUCACUGAUGGACCUGAUCCCGAAGGGCCUGAUGAAGAACCUGCCAGGCCGGGAGUCCGGGCUGCGGAGUAAGAGGAUGAUGCUGCACGGUGUGAUGACUGUGGCUGUCUGUUUCCUGUUCUUCCUGCUGGGUCUGCCGUAUGUUACACAGGGAGGUGUCUACCUUCUGACUGUUGUGGACUCAUUCAAUGCCGUGAUUCAACCCUACAUCUUCAUCUUGCUGGAGUGUGUGGCACUCGCCUACCUCUACUCCCCGAGUUGUAGCCGCUGCUGCCCUGCGCUGAACCGCUGGAUGUCGGACCUGAGCCACAUGCUGCAGCACGUCUGCUGUUUCUGCUGUGCCACCAUCGUGAACGGGAUGACAGCAGUAGCCUGGGUGUACUACAUCCCCAUGGUCAUGCUGGCCCAGGUUAUAACGAAACCCUUGAUGUGGUGGCCGAACAGUCUGUCAUACCAAUCCUACUAUUUUCCAACAUGGUCCAUCAUACUGGGAUACUUCAUCAUGAGCAUCAGUCUGAUCAUGGUACCCCUGGGCACCCUCACCAACAUCAUCAUUGCACUGGUGAGAGGCAAGCCGAGCGAAAUCGUCCAGCCCCCAGCAGACUGGGGUCCUUACCUCAGCAAACACAGGAGGGGCGGGGCUAGGGGACAGCCUGGACAACCUGUGGAUGACACAAGGAUGUAAGGAGCUGGAUGGACAACCUGUGGAGAGUCUUGGAUGUAAGGUGCUGACAAGGCAGCACUAGGUAGCCAAUCAAAGGAUGGUGUCAUACCUGAUCGGAUGUAAAAGUUAGUAGAGCAGAAAGAGGACGAAUUGUACCACACUGUUUUUCACGCAAGAUAACUUUUUUCUGCUCUUAUACUCGUAUAUCUGCUUAGGCCAGAUCUAGCUAAUCAUGUAUACAGUGUAUACUGACCAUACAUUGUUAGUAUUAAAACUUGUAAUUAGUAUUAGUAUUAAUUGAACUUUUAGACUGUUCAUUUUAUGAUGCUGAUAGGAAAAAUCAUUUUGGGGUCAACCUAGCAGACUUACAAACAUUGUAAACACAAGUACAUGUGUAAGUCUUGCAAUCAUUGACUGUCGCUCGAGUUCAAGCAUUUAAGGUUGGUGUCAGAUCAGCCGAUGCCUCAGGUCAGAUGUUUUGGGGUGAUGAUGUAUUAUGCAGCUGGAAAGGUCAUUGUGCAGGGAAGGGUGGGUGGUGAGUGAGGAAGGAGCAGCUUUUUAUGUUGCGGUCACUUGCAAUGUGUCUGACGUUGUGUCUCCUUGUGGGCUGUGCCUUGGGUAAUGGUGUGCCUUUACACAGUGUGGUCCUCGGUAAAAGAGUCCCAGUUGGCAUCGCCAAUGUUGCAAUGAAGGAGCGUUUAUAGCCCUCAAUUGGUUGUGAAAGCAAUGUUUGGGAAAACAUCAGGAUCAUGUGUGGGAUCUGUCUUGCAAUACCAAGGUGACAAAGAAAAGAAAGUUAAAAGUCAUUGAUUGGAAUUUUUGCUUAUAUCACAAUCAUCUGUAUGACCAAAGUAUUUAUCAAGUGCCUCACACAUGUUGUUUCUAUCCUGUUAACAGGUAUAACAGAAUGUCCUCUCAGUUCAGAGAAUGAUGGCUAUUUUAAGAAGGGUAUGUUCACCUAUUACAAUGUCCACACAAGCACGUUGAAGACCUGUGCAGGUUUAGAAAGGAAGUGACCUACCUCAUCAGUUCAAAGAGGGCAUAUAGAAUAGACAUGCCAAGAAAUGAAAUUGUUUAUUCUUUUUAAAAAAAGCUAUUUUGACGGAAAAUUUUAAAAUUUGUCACUUUUUCUAUUUUUUUUUAAAUUGUUGUCCAAAACAGAAGUAAGGUGAAUAUGUAUAAAAUAUAUUUUCAUAUUUAAAGAUCUUAAAAGAUCUAACAAGUUCAUAAAAGCUUUACAAUUUUACCAAAACCAUUCAAGUUGCAUUUAUUUCAACAUAUGUAACAUAUGAGUUGAAUUUCUUGUAUGUGAUACCUUUUUUAUCUACAUUGAAUAGCUUUGUAAUGACUGAUGAAUUUUCUACUACUUUUAACUCAGCUAAUGAAUUUGAUGUUUCCACAUGAGUACAGCACUGCCUAACACUAGUUUACCUAAUACAUAACGUUAUAUUACCUAUGUCAAAUGUUGAGUUUUAUAUUCUUCAUCAUGUUUAGUACUAGUAAUACAGAGUUGCACUAAAUAAAGGCAGCAGCAUGAGUCUUGUA
Branchiostoma floridae (Florida lancelet) is the source of this 3696-nucleotide messenger RNA. RefSeq names its product sodium- and chloride-dependent glycine transporter 2-like. The record is from RefSeq and is a predicted model, not a curated record. Gene Ontology annotation, cellular component: membrane. NCBI's taxonomy places the organism in Eukaryota, Metazoa, Chordata, Leptocardii, Amphioxiformes, Branchiostomatidae. The transcript has 15 exons. The coding region runs from base 211 to 2172 and encodes 653 amino acids. Gene Ontology annotation, molecular function: glycine:sodium symporter activity. Gene Ontology annotation, biological process: glycine import across plasma membrane; sodium ion transmembrane transport; synaptic transmission, glycinergic.